ACUGACUCUGUCUCUAUCCGCCAUGUUAGAUUCACCCCGCAGCGAUAGCAGCAGAUCUGGCAGUGAACGAUCCCUGCGUUGGCCUCCAGCAGGCACCCGCCGGGGGCAGGAAGCUGGCUGUAAAACAUUGACUAAGAGGAAAAGCUGACUUUUGCCAAGCAAAGGUGAGUCAGAUGACCGGUAAGGGGACCUUAACUCUUGACUUGGUGGUGUCAGCGCCACGCUCUCCCAACCCCACAGCAUGGAACCACAGGUUACUCUAAAUGUGACUUUUAAAAAUGAAACUCAAAGCUUUCUGGUUUCUGAUCCAGAAAAUACAACCUGGGCUGAUGUGGAAGCUAUGGUAAAAGUCUCAUUUGAUUUGAACACUAUUCAAAUAAAAUACCUGGAUGAGGAAAAUGAAGAGGUAUCCAUCAAUAGUCAAGGAGAAUAUGAAGAAGCGCUUAAGAUGGCAGUUAAGCAGGGAAACCAACUGCAGAUGCAAGUACAUGAAGGGCACCAUGUUGUUGAUGAAGCCCCACGCCCAGUUGUAGCAGAAAAACGACUAGCUGCCAGAGCAGGGAAGAAGCCACUUGCACAUUAUUCUUCACUGGUAAGAGUCUUAGGAUCAGACAUGAAGACUCCAGAGGAGCCUGCAGCACAGUUGUUUCCACUUGCUUCAUGUGACAUAGACCAGCCUCAAGACAAGCCCCCAGACUGGUUCACAAGCUACCUGGAGACAUUCAGAGAGCAAGUGGUUAAAGAAACGGUUGAGAAGCUUGAACAGAAAUUACGUGAGAAGCUUGUCCUCCAGAACCCACCCUUGGGUUCCUGUCCCUCAGAAAUCUCAAUGCCUAUUUCAGAAGAAACACUGUUUUUGCCAGAAAAUCAGUUCAGCUGGCAUAUUGCUUGCAGCAGCUGCCAAAGACGGAUCGUUGGUGUGCGCUACCAGUGUAGCCUAUGCCCAUCCUACAAUAUCUGUGAGGAUUGUGAAGCAGGGCCAUAUGCCCAUGACACUAACCAUGUCCUAAUGAAGUUGCGGAGACCAAUUGUGGGUCCCUCUGAACCAUUCUCUCACUCAAAGUACUCUACUCCUCGUCUCCCUGCUGCUCUGGAACAAGUCAGGCUCCAGAAACAGGUUGAUAAGAACUUUCUUAAAGCAGAAAAACAAAGGUUGCGAGCUGAGAAGAAACAGCGUAAAGCAGAGGUCAAGGAACUUAAAAAGCAGCUUAAACUCCACAGGAAGAUUCAUCUGUGGAAUUCCAUCCAUGGACUCCAGAGCCCCAAGGCUGCUUUGGGCCGACCUGAGAGUUUGCUCCAGUCUCAUACCUUGAUGCUGCCUUUGCAGCCCUGUGCCCCAGUUAUGCCAACACUCAGCGCAGCAUUUGUGGAUGAGAAUUUGCCUGAUGGGACUCACCUUCAGCCAGGAACCAAGUUUAUCAAACAUUGGAGGAUGAAAAAUACAGGAAAUGUAAAAUGGAGUGCAGACACUAAGCUCAAGUUCAUGUGGGGAAACCUGACUUUGGCUUCUACAGAAAAGAAGGAUGUUUUCGUUCCCUGCCUGAAGGCCGGCCACGUGGGAGUUGUGUCUGUGGAGUUCAUUGCUCCAGCCUUGGAGGGAACAUACACUUCCCAUUGGCGUCUUUCUCACAAAGGCCAACAGUUUGGGCCUCGGGUCUGGUGCAGUAUCAUAGUAGAUCCUUUCCCCUCCACAGAGAGCCCUGAUGACAUUGAAAAGGGCUUGAUAAGCUCAGGCAAAGCUGAUGAUCUCACCUGCCAGCAAGAGGAAACUUUUCUUCUGUCUAAAGAAGAAAUUCAGUUUGGUAAAGCCAGUGAGCAGAUGGAAGGGACAGCAACUUGCAUCCCACAGAAGACAAAAAAUGUUGCCAGCGAGAGGGAGCUCUACAUCCCAUCUGUGGACCUUCUGACUGCCCAGGACCUGCUGUCCUUUGAGCUUUUGGAUAUAAACAUUGUCCAAGAAUUGGAGAGAGUGCCCCACAACACCCCUGUGGAUAUGACUCCCUGCAUGUCUCCUCUGCCACAUGACAGUCCUUUAAUAGAGAAGCCAGUCUUGGGGCAGAUACAGGAAGAGAGUGAAGGGGCAGGAUUUAAAGUACUUCCUGAUUCGACAGUGUCAGUAAAGAGGAAGGGUGAGAACACUGCUUCAGUGGAGGAAGCAGAAGACCUGAGUGGGACCCAGUUUGUGUGUGAGACUGUAAUCCGAUCCCUUACCUUGGAUGCUGCCCCCGAUCACAACCCCCCUUGCAGACAGAAGUCCCUGCAGAUGAAAUUUGCCUUGCAUGAAGAGAGACUACUUGAAGAUGAGAGGGAGGAGAUUAUCCAUAUCACUGAGGAAGAAGUUGUGGAGGAGGAGGAGGAGUUCAAAGAUGAAGUUCAGAGUCAGUCCUCUGCUUCCUCAGAGGAUUACAUCAUCAUCCUGCCUGAGUGCUUUGAUACCAGCCGCCCCCUGGGGGACUCCAUGUACAGCUCUGCACUCUCUCAGCCAGGCUUGGAGCGAGGGGCUGAAGGCGAGUGUGGGGUUGAGGCUGGGCAGGAAUCAGCCAAAGCUGAGGAGAGACUCCCUGGAGGGGAGAAGCAGCCACAGGAGCACAGCAUCAGUGACAUCCUCAUGACCUCACAGACUCUGGAAAUGGUGCCCCUUAUCCCAGAGGUGGUGGAGCUUCCACCACCGCUGCCCAGGACCCCUCGUGUACAGCGUCAUGGUUCCCCAGAAGUGGAUUUACCAGUUAACGUACCAGAAGUUUCUUCAAUCCCUGAUCAGAGCAGAGGAGAGCCCAGAGGCUCAUCAGGACUUGUAAACAGCAGACAGAAGAGCUAUGACCACUCAAGGCACCACCAUGGUAACAGCAUUGCUGGAGGACUGAUGAAGGGGGCUUUGUCUGUUGCUGCCUCUGCAUACAAGGCCCUGUUUGCUGGGCCACCAGUCACUGCACAGCCAGUAGUUUCCGAAGAUCAGACAGCAGCCCUGAUGGCCCAUCUCUUUGAAAUGGGAUUCUGUGACAGGCAGCUGAACCUAAGGCUGCUGAAGAAACACAAUUACAACAUCCUUCAGGUUGUGACAGAACUCCUUCAGGUCAACAACAAUGACUGGUACAGCCACCGCUAUUGAAGAGAGUGACCUUGUAUUAAAUAACUGCCAGCUGCUCAGAUUAUCUUUAUUCUGUCAUUGGGGUGUGAGGUAGAAGCCCUUGCUUGUUUUUUAAUCUGAUGAAUCUAUAUAGAGCCCUUGAUUGAAUUAUCAAGACAAUACCUGUUACAGUAUUUUUUUGGAACAAAUCAAAGACCAGAACUUAAAUUUUCACUUUAGACUUUGGACGAAUAGUAAGACGACAGUUUUUCAAUUGGUUUGGAUAAAACUCCAUUUCAGUGCUUAGAAGAGUAUAACUUCCUGUACAACCAUUUUCUUUCUGCUUGUAUUGUAGUUAUUUUUCUUUGCUUAAUGUGGAUGUUUUUAGGGGGAUAUCUGUUGUCAGUUUUUAAAAGAAAUUAACCUUGGAAAUUGUUUUCAAUAAUCAUUCUUAUAAUUUCUGUAACCUACCCCAAGCCUCAUAGCUAUGUGGCAUUGGUAUAACACCCAGAGCAUGAUAGAAACGUUGCUACUCUUUCCUUCUCACGAACAAAGUCAUUUUCCUGCAAGACUUUGUAAUCGGCACCGUUUCUUUCCAAAGACCCUAUUGGUGCAUUUAAAGGUAUCUGCCUUCUGUAAAUCUCUGCAUUUCAACGAAAGGAGAGAAAAGUGUGCUAAUUAACCCACCAGCACCUUUGGAGCAGUGUCCAUUGUAAUUUUGCAUAUAUUUUUCUUUUAUUUAAGGAAAAAAGUUUAGGUAGUGUGAAAUAUUUUGCUAAUCCUGUAGAAAAGGAAAAAAAUCCUUCUGUUACUUAAAGGGAAAAUUAAGUUUAACAGUAACCUUUUGUCUUAAUGUCAAGGCAGAUCUUAUUUUACGGUAGAGUGGGGGUAGUAGAAACGUGAAAAGUGAAAGACACCUUCAUUAAUAGCAGUAAAGUUCAGGGGUGAGGAUAUGUGUGAGAGACAUAGGAAAUGCUGAUGACUUCUUGAAUGUUUGAAAUCUGUUCGGAGGUAUCUAGCCCUAGAGAGCCUGAAACAGGAAGACGCGGCUAGUGUUUUGCAAAACCUGGGUGGGGGCAAACUCACUGAAAGUUUUGGUUUAGCUCCGGGAUGAAUGGGAAAGAGCUUGCUUCCAGGGGCCCAGGUUCACACUGUUUACAGACAGCAGUCUUGGCUACGGUUGGUGAAGGAAGAGGUAACAAAAAAUGCUUUAGGUUUUAUUCAUGAAAAUGACUUCCAGAAGAAUCUGUACCCCAGCCCCAAGGAGGAAGGAUAGUUAAAAUAGUAUUAUUAGCCUGGUUGGUAUUUAUAAUGAAUGACGAUUUUAAUUAAUCAGUAGCCAUAAUGAUGUUUAUUUACAGUGUAACUGUUGAAUGCUACUAAAUAAACCGGGAUUCAGACCGCAAGCCAACAACUAUUAUUUAAAACGUUUUUUCGGGGCUUCUGGGUAGAAGGCGAGCGGCAGGGUGUGUGUAAUCGGGUUGAUUUCGGGCGGGACCUGUCUUGACCAUCUGAGUCUUAUAGUAAGGGUCCAAGAGGGCCCGUGGGUUCGGUCAUCCGCCCUGUUGUACUUGUACAUAACCAUUUAAAGAAUGGUGAAAUAAAUGUUCUCGGAAACUCUUA
Molecule: messenger RNA, 4690 nt
Organism: Cynocephalus volans (Philippine flying lemur)
Lineage: Eukaryota; Metazoa; Chordata; Mammalia; Dermoptera; Cynocephalidae
Gene: NBR1
Product: NBR1 autophagy cargo receptor
Exons: 23
Coding region: 242-3109 (955 amino acids)
Biological process (GO): macroautophagy
Cellular component (GO): phagophore assembly site
Molecular function (GO): zinc ion binding; ubiquitin binding
Source: RefSeq, a predicted model, not a curated record